CAAAGAGUCAAUCAUGAUUCAAAUUGGCAAAAUGCAAGACAAAUGGUUACGAUUAGAUAUCGUUGGAAGCACGAAUCGUGCGCGUUCCUUAUCUUCGGAAACGGUGGCCCGGGGUAACGUGGAGAAGGAGGCGGCUUGAAGUCAUUUAUCAACCUCAUGUCUUGCUCGUCAGUUUGUAGCUUGGAAUCGGUUCACCUCCAUCUCAUAUUAUUUUCUUACCGUCGAGAUGGCGACUCCGUUCACCACGAAGACUGAUCUCGAGCAAACGACAUCAGCGACUCCAUCUUCCAUCCACGUCGCCCAGAACCUCCGUCUCGACCCCUAUGGAAUACCACUCUCCCCAACCCCAGCUUCGGACCAGAAAGACCCUCUGAACUGGUCUGCCGGACGCAAAUAUGUGCUCUUCGCCGUGGCCUGCUACUCGACUUUCCUCUGCACAUACCUAACGACCUCACCUGUCGCCACGUUCCCCCAGCUCGAGGAGCAAUUCGGCGGCAGCUACUCGCAAGUGAGCUGGACGCUCGCCGUGCCAUCUCUCGGACUUGCCAUCGGCCCAUUGCUGUUCUCUUCGUUCGCAGACAUAUACGGUCGUCGGCCCGUUCUCAUAGCUUCCAGUGUGUUGACGAUGAUCGUGACGGGAUGCACGACCAUCAAGAACAUCUCGUACCCGGGGUACAUGGUUUUCCGAUUUCUACAAGGCCUCACGGCUGGUCCUCGCGUUGUUGUUUCGGCUGUCAUUAUCAGGGACAUCUUCUUUGAGCACCAGCGUGGUUUUGCAGUGGGCGUUUGGGUCAUGUCCAUGGAUCUUGGAGGCGUCAUUGCUGGAGUCAUCAGUGGAUUUACUGCGCUCGCGAAUCAAUAUUGGGCAGGUUACCACGUCGUCAUCGCGUUCGCCAUUCCCCUCUGCUACGAGAUGUUCUUCAUGCGCGAGACUCUCUACCCUCGACAAUUGAUACUCGAUAGGGAGCAAGCACAGCAAGAUAUCUCAGACAUCAAGCGUACAACCGACAUUCGAUUCUGGCACAUCACCAAAAUCCCCGGCGUCAACCACCCACCGGCCUACCAAAACAUCAUCCACUUCUUCAAACUCCUCGAGCACCCCCGCCUCCUCUGCGCCAUCCUCCCCUUCGUCUUCCUCCUAUACUGGUGGAUAAUGUCCCUCCUAACCAUGGUCCCCGCCGCCUACGCCACCUACAGCGUCCAAGCCCAAGGCCUCAUGUUCCUAGGCCUCGCCAUCGGGCUCAUCGGCGCCGAACUCCUCAUCUCGGGCCGCCUCUCCGACGUCAUCGUCUCGCGGCUCGCGCUGCGCAACAACGGCGUCCGCACGCCCGAGAUGCGACUUUAUCUCGGGUACCCUGCGAUCGUGCUGGGGGCCGUCGGGCUCGUGGUUUGGGGGUGCGCGAUUGAUUAUGCGUGGCAUUGGGUCGUGGGGCAGGUGGGGUUUGUCGUCUUCGCCGCCGGAUGGCAGAUGUGCAACACGGCCGUCUCAGCGUACGUGUUCGAUUGCUACACCGAGCAUAUCAUAGAGAUCAUGCCGUUUUACACUUUCUUCUAUAACUUAUCAGCGUUCAUAGAACCGUGGUUCAUAAACUACUGGGUCGAAUCUGUCGGAUACACAUGGUGCUUCGCGACGCAAGCGCUCAUCGCGCUCCUUUUGAUACCCGUGUUUGUGGCGUUGCAGCGGUGGGGACCGCUGCUGGCGAAGAAGUUGGAACUCGAUUGAACUGGACUGGACAUCGGGAGAGGAGAGUGAAGUGUGUACUGUUCUAAGGGGAAUUGCUCAUGUUGUACGGAGAGGAGGAGAUGAGGAGUCCAGGUAGUUAGUAAUGAA
Molecule: messenger RNA, 1831 nt
Organism: Aaosphaeria arxii CBS 175.79
Lineage: Eukaryota; Fungi; Ascomycota; Dothideomycetes; Pleosporales
Product: major facilitator superfamily transporter
Exons: 7
Coding region: 227-1723 (498 amino acids)
Biological process (GO): transmembrane transport
Molecular function (GO): transmembrane transporter activity
Source: RefSeq, a predicted model, not a curated record